AUGCCUUCUUCCCCAGAAUUAUAUUCCUCAUCUAACCCUGUCAACUCUUCUUCUUUUUCAUUGAAUAACAUUUCUAAGUUUUUUCCAAUUGUCUAUGAUGAAAAUUAUUUUGAAUCGUACUCUAAUUCCUAUAUCAGCUUUACCAGCGAAAAUCCAACCACUUAUCAUGUCGUUAAAUAUUUUGGUUCUUUAUUAGAGUCUCAUGGGUUUAAAUAUUUAUCUGAGAAAUCUAAUUGGGGUCAGCUACAAUCAGGUUUUUAUUAUACAACUAGAAAUGGCACCUCAUUCUCUGCUUUUUCAAUUGGUAAAGGUUGGAAGCCAGAAAAUGGGGUUGGUUUAGUCGGUUGCCACAUUGAUGAAUUAACUGCAAAAUUAAAGCCAAAUUCAAUUAAACCAAGUGUUGAAGGCUAUGAAUUAUUGGGUGUUUCUCCCUAUGCUGGCGCUUUAUCUUGGUUAUGGUGGGACAGAGAUCUACAUAUCGGUGGUAAUGUCUUGGUUAAAUCAAAUAAUAAAGAUUCUAAACUUGGGUUUUCAAUUGAAUCCAAAUUGAUCAAGUCUCCUCUACCAAUCGCCCAUAUUCCAAGCUUAGCCCCUCAUUUUGGUGCUCCCUCCCAGGGUCCUUUUAAUUUGGAAACUCAGGCUGUUCCAGUGAUUGGUUACUCUUCUGGAGAUGAUGAACCUGCUACCCUAGAGGAAAAAAGUGCGCCAUUAUAUGGUCGUCAUUCCUUGAAUUUAUUAAGAUAUAUUGCAAAAUUGGCUCAAGUUGAGGUUAAAGAUAUUGUUCAAUUAGAUUUAGAACUUUAUGACGGUCAAAAAGGUACUUUAGGUGGCUUAAAUAAGGAAUUUUUAUUCUGUCCAAGAAUCGACGACCGAAUUUGUGGUUUUGCUGCAAUUCAUGGAUUAAUUGAAUAUGUAAAUAAAUCCAAGAGUAUUCCCGCAGAGGGCUCUUUUUCUAUGGUGACAUUAUAUGACAACGAGGAAGUUGGUUCAUUGUCAAGACAAGGUGCUAAAGGUGGAUUAAGCGAGUCUGUAAUCUCAAGAGUUAUCGAUUCAUUUAUUGGGCCAGAAAACAAUUAUCCCAGUUCUACUUCUGCUUUAAGGUUAACUUACGCCAAUUCAAUAAUAUUAUCUGCUGAUGUUAAUCAUAUGCUUAACCCCAAUUUUAAUAAUGUAUAUUUGGAUAAACAUAAAGCAUUACCAAACACAGGUGUUUGUUUGUCAUUAGAUUCCAAUGGGCACAUGGCUACGGAUGUUACUGGUGUUGUAAUAAUCGAACAAGUUGCUAAAUUAAAUGAUGACAAAAUUCAAUAUUUCAUGAUCAGAAAUGAUUCAAGAUCGGGAGGCACAAUUGGGCCAUCAAUUUCUUCACAAACCGGGGCAAGAACCAUUGAUUUAGGUAUUCCUGAAAUUAGUAUGCAUAGUAUUAGACCAGCAACUGGGUCUAAAGAUGUUGGUCUUGGUGUUAAAUUCUUUGGUGGAUUUUUUACUUAUUGGAGAGAAGUCACCGAUGCCAUUGGUGAUUUAUAG
Ascoidea rubescens DSM 1968 is the source of this 1527-nucleotide messenger RNA. RefSeq names its product metalloaminopeptidase APE1 (gene APE1). The record is from RefSeq and is a predicted model, not a curated record. The transcript has a single exon. NCBI's taxonomy places the organism in Eukaryota, Fungi, Ascomycota, Saccharomycetes, Ascoideales, Ascoideaceae. Bases 1 to 1527 code for a protein of 508 amino acids. Gene Ontology annotation, molecular function: zinc ion binding; metalloaminopeptidase activity. Gene Ontology annotation, biological process: proteolysis. Gene Ontology annotation, cellular component: fungal-type vacuole.